Molecule: messenger RNA, 1718 nt
Organism: Papaver somniferum (opium poppy)
Lineage: Eukaryota; Viridiplantae; Streptophyta; Magnoliopsida; Ranunculales; Papaveraceae
Product: glycine--tRNA ligase, mitochondrial 1-like
Exons: 7
Coding region: 562-1167 (201 amino acids)
Biological process (GO): mitochondrial glycyl-tRNA aminoacylation
Cellular component (GO): cytoplasm; mitochondrion
Molecular function (GO): glycine-tRNA ligase activity
Source: RefSeq, a predicted model, not a curated record
UGUCAAAUAAUAGAACUUUUGAGUUGGGAGUUGGAAGAACUUAGACCAUUUUACUGGUGAAGUUCUCAAAUUCCGCAGAGAAAAAUAGCGAGAGGCACAAAUAAAUCGCAGCUGUUAAGUUCCUCCUUUCGCAUGCAAUAUCUCUCUCAUCUUCUCUUUACUCUACGCCGUUUCUUCGAUUCACUCAAUACAAUGGAUUCCACAGAAUAAUCGAUGAAGACACUUAAUUCAUUGAAACUUGAGAAAUCAGUAAUUGAUGAAUAAAGAAGUGUUUAGGAAGAAUCUAGUGAAUACCUUGUGGUUUUUAAGAUCUAUAGUGGUGUUGCUGGAUUAUGAUUAUGGUAAUUCUACUGGAUUAUAUGAUUAUGGUCCUCCUGAAUCAAGAAUUUUGAAGCUACUGGUAAUUCUCCUGGAUUAUAUGAUUAUGGCCCUUGCCUUUUGGUGUCAGUUUUAUGCGACUUGAGACCGUGCAUGGCAUAUUUGUGAACUUCAAGGACUUGUAUUACUACAAAGGAAGCAAACUCCCUUUUGCUGCCGCUCAGAUUAGCCAAGCUUUCAGAAAUGAGUUUACAAACCCUUCUUUUUCAUGAUAUCUCCUCGUCAAGGUCUUCUCUGAGUCCAGGAAUUCACUAUACCGAGAUUGAGCAUUUCGUCGACACAGAGGACAAAUCUCAUCCCAAGUAUAGCAAGAUUGUAUAUUUAGAGUUCUUGAUGUUUCCAAGUGAAGAACAAAUAGCAGGGAAGGAUGCCAUUAAACUUCUCCUUGGUGAUGCAGGAACUGUGAACAAUGAAACUCUUGGUAACUUCAUUGGGAGGGUAUAUCUAUUCCUUACACGCCUUGGGAUCAGUAUAGAACGCCUAGGGUUUCAUCAGCAUCUUGCAAAUGAGAUGGCCCACUAUGCAGCAGACUGGUGGGAUGCUGUGACUGAAUGCUCCCUAUGGCUGGAUAGAGUGUGUAGGUAUUGCAGAUACAGCGUACAGUUGACACGCUCGCUCGUGGUACUCCCCUUGUUGCUCAUGAGAAGUUCUCAGCACCAAAAACAGUGGAGAAACUGGCUAUUACUCCAGUGUAGAAGGAGUUGGCUGGAUCUUGCAUUCAAGGGUAACCAAAAGAAGAUAGUGGAAGCAUUAGAGGCCAUGGAUGAAAAAGAGGCUAUGGAAGUGUAAGCUGCUUUGGAAUCUAAAGGGGAGGUGGAGUUCCAAGUCUCCAGGGAUGGCUGUCACCAUUAAAUCAACCAUGCUCUCAUUUUCCAAGGAGAUGCAGAAAGAACAUCAGCGUCUUCACACCAUCUAUAAUCAAGCCUUCUUUGGUAUUGGGCGAAUAUUUACUGCCUCUUUGAGCAUUUCAUUCUACAUGAGACCAAGCAAAGCAGGGGAUGGACAGUUUAACGUGUUUAGUAUCCCCACAGUUGUUGCUUCCAUCAAGUGCACUGUAUUUCCACUUGUUCAUCGCCAAAUGAAUCUCAAAUGAUCUAACUGCUGCUGGAAUCUCUCACAGAAUUGGCAUAACAGGUAUGGAUUGUAUCUAAAUUUUCCUACAUAAUUUCUCGCAAUGCUUCUAGUCUCCCCCACCCUCAACAAACACACUAUAAUGCUGCGAAUGUAUCUCUGUUUACUUUUAUGGGGUUCUUAAUAAAAUACCCAUAUGGGGAAAUGUAAUUAAGAAAAUGUACACGUUUUUUUCGUGAUAUAUUUAAUGCCCAUAUCUUGACCUUUUC